AUGCGCUGGCCUGGAUCGGGCUCGUCCGACGAUUCCAGGCGCCCUGUCUCAAAAUGGAACGAGAACCUCAAUGCCAUUGAUUGGCAGCACUACACUGAGCCGCGCCAAGUCAUUCCGACCCUCUUACUGACUGCGACAACCCUCUUCUUCGUCCGCGUCUACAAGUCCUACCUGCGCCGCAUACCGAGUGUGAACCACAUAAAACCCGCCUUCUUCCGCGAGCGCAGCCUCUUUGGCACUGUGACAAGGGUCGGCGAUGCAGACAACUUCCAUCUCUUCCAUACCCCGGGCGGAAGAAUUGAUGUCGAAGACUGUAUGAAGCCCAGUCUCGCUUUCGACGGCUCUGACGUGAAAAACCAGAUCCACAUCCGCAUCGCUGGCAUCGACGCCCCCGAAAUGGCGCACUUUGGACGCCCUGCUCAACCCUACUCUCAAGAGGCGUACGACUGGCUCAAGAACUAUAUACUUAAUCGACGCGUGCGUGCAUACAUCUAUCGCCGCGAUCAGUAUGACCGCGUAGUGGCAUCCGUCUUCGUUCGUCACGGGCUUUUUAGCAGAGACGUCGGGCUGGAGAUGUUAAAGUCUGGUCUGGCUACUGUAUACGAGGCCAAGACAGGUUCAGAAUUCGGGGAUCUCGAGCAAAAGUACAGAGAUGCCGAAGCAAAGGCAAAGGAAGGGGGGGUCGGGAUGUGGACGCAGCCUUCGGUGCUGGGACGCUUCUUCAGCAAGCCGAAGGAGAAGCUGGAGAGCCCGCGCGAGUACAAAGACAGGAUGAAAGCGGAGGAGGCGAAGCAGGCGCAGCUGAAAGAGGCCAAAGGGAAGCGUCAGGGCAGGAAGUAG
Messenger RNA from Lasiodiplodia theobromae, 840 nucleotides. Its product is annotated as Nuclease domain protein. Lineage: Eukaryota; Fungi; Ascomycota; Dothideomycetes; Botryosphaeriales; Botryosphaeriaceae. Gene Ontology annotation, cellular component: cytoplasm; mitochondrion. The coding region runs from base 1 to 840 and encodes 279 amino acids. The record is from RefSeq and is a predicted model, not a curated record. The transcript is spliced from 2 exons.